Messenger RNA from Serendipita indica DSM 11827, 1695 nucleotides. The record is from the annotation of a GenBank genome assembly. Lineage: Eukaryota; Fungi; Basidiomycota; Agaricomycetes; Sebacinales; Serendipitaceae.
AUGCUUCACUCUCCUGAGCACCCACAGUACAUGUAUCUAUCAAGCCGAUACAUGACUCUCUCACGAGCAUGUCUGACAAUCGACUCGCCGAUAUCGAAUACUACCUCGACUUCGAUUGAUAUUCUCCUACUUCACAUCGCAUAUCUGUUUGCAUGCGACGAACCGCAUGCAUAUGCUCGCGCAGAGGCCCUGAUUGGAGUUUGCAUGAAGCUGGCUCAUUCAAUUGGUCUACACCGUGACCCAAGUCUAUGGGGUCUAUCCGCCGAGGAGAGUGCUCAGAGAAGACGUACAAUGUGGGAGCUUAUUUGCAUUGAUCUUUGGGCGGCUCUGUCCGCUGGACGACCGCCACUAACACUACGGCGGUAUAUUGACGUCAAGUUUCCUUUGGACCCUCCAGACGACAGCGACCCGAGCCCCAACUAUACUCGAGGCAAACACUACUUUUCAGAUGCCUGUCUUUGGCACGUCUUGGAACUUGGAUUGGCACCAGCCAACACAUCAACGUAUUCGACUGUUCUCAAGUUGGACCAAAAGAUUCGCAAGUAUACUUUACCACAAGGUUUCAGUGUGGCAGAACCCACGAAGCCGAUCGUGUGUAUCGAAGAAGAGGAGAGAAACGUUGUCGAUGCCGCUGAAAGUUUCCGUAAAGCGACGGUUAGCAUCUUCAGGGAGAUUGCCCUUUUGUGCUUGCACCGAUCCUACUUUGCAUCUGCAUUACUACUCCCUCCAUUUCAACCCUUUAAUUCACCAUACGCUCCGUCAUUCGCGUCGGCGUUUGCGUCGGCGUGUGCGAUCUUGACGGCUGUACGGGAUCUCUACUCACGGGAACCAAUUCUCAUCAUGCGCUUCGCCUGGUUUUGGACAUAUGGUUUCACAUGUGCUGUCAUUCUUGGUGUGCUUGUUGCGAGAACACCAGAUUGCGAGUUGGCUGAGCGCGCGUUGAAUGAGUUUGAUCUUAUAUUGGAAGUCUUUCGUCGGGCACAAGCGAAUCCUCGUGCGGGUAGAGGAUUGCCGGCACUCAUGCAGCUGAAUAAACGCGCGCAUGAUGCUAUGGAUGCAUAUAGGCUGGGUACAUGGACUCCACCGACAGCCACUGAUUCUAAGUUGUACCAUGGUCUCGGCGCAGCGGCGUCUAUACUGCAUUCUCAAGCUGCGAAGAAUGGAACCAUUCCUCCUGCAGGAGUGAAUGCCAUACUAUCAACGGAUACAUCGCGACCUCUGGCUCAUAAGCCAUCUCAAAUGACGCAGCAUCCACCUAUAUCUAACGUACAGGAAACAGUAUCCACUUCUUGGGACACGGCCACCCGUGCAUCGAAUCCGUCUACCAUACUGAAAUCCGCGGCUAGUAACGAUCCUUUCAACACAAGUGACCGGUUCAUGCAAGAUAUGGUCGAUGCAUCUUUCUUCCCUCCAACGCAAGAUCCAUUGAAUGGAACCGGAAACUGGUCACUGAAUCCACCAGAAGACCUCCCAACUGCCCAAGGCUUCGGGGAUGGUUACGCAGACUAUACUCAGCCAUUUGCCGUCCCACCAUUCAACUCUUCCGAGAACACGUCAUUCUCAACGUCACUUGCAGGGGAUUUCUUCACAUCUGCCGCUAAUCCUAUGAUCACUGGAAAUUCUACCGAAGACAAUCUCUCGCUAUGGGAUAGUCUACUACGAGAGUUUGGUGUAGCUAAUCCUACCCAGUUUUGA